AUGCAUCUCAUCCAGGCUCUCACCACGCUUAUCACCCUAUUCACACCAGCUCUCUGCCUCCCACCAUUCAUUCUCCGAUCAGGCUUUCCCUCCCCGUCACUGUACCCAACCGAAUACGACCCGUCAACAGGAACAGACCCGGCCUCUCUCCUGAUCAAACGCCAAACCCAGACCUGCGCCUCCACCUGCGGCACAGUCUGCUAUUUCCAACGCACCGUGGACGCCGCCGUGUCCGAAGGGUUCGAGCUCUUCCAAGCUGGAAAGACAGAGGGCUCUGGAGACUAUCCGCACACGUUCCGCAACGACGAGGAAAUUGAACUCUCCGUGCCCGGCCCGUACCAGGAGUUUCCGAUCUUGAAUGACUUUCAGGAAUAUGACGGUGGAAGUCCUGGCCCCGAUCGCGUUAUCUUCAAUGAAGACGGAGAGUUGGCCGGUGUGAUUACGCAUACUGGGUCGCAGGUCAGGAACGGAUUUGUUACUUGUACUUAG
Exophiala bonariae is the source of this 489-nucleotide messenger RNA. RefSeq lists its product as uncharacterized. The record is from RefSeq and is a predicted model, not a curated record. The coding region runs from base 1 to 489 and encodes 162 amino acids. Gene Ontology annotation, molecular function: RNA nuclease activity; RNA binding. The transcript is spliced from 2 exons. NCBI's taxonomy places the organism in Eukaryota, Fungi, Ascomycota, Eurotiomycetes, Chaetothyriales, Herpotrichiellaceae.